AACUAAAAUGAUCCUUUGCUGGAAGGAUUAUUUAAGUUCAACUCAAAGCAUCUAACAGCAUUAAUGUUAUAUUUUUGUGAUCAUUUGUAUUCAAAUUAUUACCCAUGUCUCAAGAUGAGAUUAAUCAGGCUGAGGCUAAACUAUCUAAACAAACUCAACCCUGUAAAUUGAUUAGCAUUUUGCUGCUGCUUAUUUUGUUCACUUUUGGUGUAAAUUUACAACUUAAAAAUCACAACAUCUAUCAUAGUUAUUUCAUAGCUGCUUUGUCUUUUAUUGGCUUAAUCUGGUUAAUAAUAAUUUGGAUAGACAUAAAAAUAGUCUCAUGUAGACUUCACCUUUCCACUGAAGAUGCAUCAAGUGUCACUCACGUUGAAUGGACUUAUUACACAUACCUUAAAGCUCCACAUUUGUAUUGCUUUUACCUUAAACUUGGCCUGGCAGUUUUCUGCUGCAUUGAUCUGUCUCUAACAUUAGCCACAAUGAUUCAGGAAUUAUACUUCUUGUCCAAGUUACCAACCUGUUUCAAUAGCCUACGAUUGAUAUCAAGUACCUCGGACUUUCUGUUUGCAUCUGUUCAACUGAUUUUCAUUGAAACUCACAUGAAUAUCGCUAUUAAUCGAUUAAAAAAUCUCUCUCGACUUGGCUGUAUGAUCUGCAUUACUGUCGCUCUACUCAAAUGGUUUGCUACUAUUGUCUCUGAAGCUUUUCCUCAAGAUCCAAUCGACAUGGACUCGCAUUGUAGAUCAUUUUUGAAAUCCAAUGUUCGAGCUUUUGUACCUUAUAUUGACCCAUUUACUGUUGAAUUCAAUUUUCUUCUUGCUAUUCAAUGGUUAACAAUAUGGCUCAAUAUUGGAUCUUACAAGCGGACACGGGCUCCAUCUUUUUGGUUAAUUACAGAAUCUCAUGGAGCUCCCAAUCAAUUUGAAGCAAUGACUGAAUCAAUGGCAUUUCAUCGUAGCAAGAAGGGUUUAAUUGUUGGAAUAAUUUUCUUCAUUGGAAGCAUCAGUUCUCUUUUGUAUUAUUUUUCAAUUAUCGGACAAUCUAAUGUAUCAGAAUCGACUAUAUUUUUUGUGAAGUGGGAAGAUUUCAUUUACCUUGUUUCCUCACUAGUAGCUUUGCUGAUCGGAACUUGGCAGUUGUCUUUUCUCGGUCAAUCAGAUAAAAGUUGUAUUGGAUCGACUGAUUUAAUGUUACUCUUCUUUCCUCUAUUAGCCUUUUUUAUACGCGGCUAUAUCAGAAUAUAUUUCAUCUAUUCUGAAAAAUUUUCAUGGCUUGAAGGAUCGUUAGAAGCUCUCUCUAUUUUGCAGCCCAUUUAUCAAGCCUUUUUCAUCUUUUAUGGCCGAAUCAAAGUUUGUAAUACACCAUAUUUGGUACAACAUAAGCCUGGCAGACAAAUUAUUAUUUUAUUGAUUUUUAUGAACUUAAUUCUAUGGGUUUCUGGGGCUUUCCGAGACAAAGCUAAAGUGAACGACCAUGAUUUUCAGCAUUUUUUUCAUUUGAUUGUUCUCAAUCUUUGCCAUCCUUUUGUUUUAUUUUUUCGGUAUCAUUCAUCAGUCUGUUUAGCUAAUAUUUGGAAAGUUACUUAUGAACAUGGAAUGAUAAAUUAACAUCACUGCCAAUACUUUUACAUUUCAAUCAUUCUUCGAUAAAAAUAGAAGCAUUUCAAGAAUUAUAAUCAAAUGCUGGGCUUCUCAAGUUAUUUACUAGGUUAUUCAUAGCCCUACUCACGAAGAAAUGUUUUGUAGUUGGCUUUCUAGAAAAAGGCUGGUUGAAAAGCAACUUCCACUUUACUUGUAUCAAGUUUAAAGACCGAACACGACCUCGCGGUGGACUUCUUAGAGGUCGCGAAUUUGUCAUGAAAGGUAAAUAUUUAUAAUUGCUGUUCUCUCGAACUCUUGUAAAAAAUCUUUUGAUAGAGUGCAGUUGACUACAAAGUCAAACGGUUUAUAAGGCUGAAUAGUAUCUUGAGAGCUCAUAUCUAAAACUCAAAUGAAAUUGAAUUGCGUUUGAUGAUGACUUUGUAACCAGCUGCACCAGAUUUUUUGGGAUUAAUUAAAGAAAUUAACUUUUCCAUAA
This is a messenger RNA of Tetranychus urticae (two-spotted spider mite), 2076 nucleotides long. NCBI's taxonomy places the organism in Eukaryota, Metazoa, Arthropoda, Arachnida, Trombidiformes, Tetranychidae. The record is from RefSeq and is a predicted model, not a curated record.